CCCGCGCGCGCGCGCCCGCGGAGCGGCCCCUCAGGUACGCGGACAAGAUGGCGGCGUUAGCGGGGGACAGCGCAAUGGAGGUGGUGCCGGCGCUGGCCGAGGAGGCCGUAGCCGAGGCGGCGGGCCCCAGCUGCCUGGUGCAGCUGCCGGGCGAGGUGCUGGAGUACAUCCUCUGCAGCGGCUCCCUCACGGCGCUCGACAUCGGCCGCGUGUCCAGCACCUGCCGUCGCCUGCGCGAGGUGUGCCAGAGCAGCGGCCAGGUGUGGAAGGAGCAGUUCCGGGUGAGGUGGCCCUCCCUGAUGAAGCACUACAGCCCCACCGACUACGUCAAUUGGUUAGAGGAAUAUAAAGUUCGGCAGAAAGCUGGCUUAGAAGCCCGGAAGAUUGUAGCCUCCUUCUCCAAACGGUUCUUUUCAGAGCAUGUUCCUUGUAACGGCUUCAGUGACAUUGAAAACCUCGAGGGGCCGGAGAUCUUUUUUGAGGAUGAGCUGGUGUGCAUCCUAAAUAUGGAAGGAAGGAAAGCUUUGACCUGGAAAUACUACGCAAAGAAAAUUCUUUACUACCUGCGGCAGCAGAAAAUCCUGAACAACCUCAAGGCUUUCCUGCAGCAGCCCGAUGAUUAUGAGUCGUAUCUGGAAGGUGCCGUUUACAUCGACCAGUACUGCAACCCUCUCUCCGACAUCAGCCUCAGAGACAUCCAGGCCCAGAUCCACAGCAUCGUGGAACUUGUAUGCAAAACCCUCCGUGGUAUCAACAGCCGCCACCCCAGCCUGACCUUCAGGGCAGGCGAGUCCUCCAUGAUAAUGGAGAUAGAACUCCAGAGCCAAGUUCUGGACGCCAUCAACUAUGUCCUGUAUGACCAGCUGAAGUUCAAAGGGAACCGCAUGGACUACUACAACGCCUUGAACCUGUACAUGCACCAGGUAUUGACCCGCAGAACAGGAAUCCCCAUCAGCAUGUCUCUGCUAUACCUGACCAUCGCCCGGCAGCUGGGUGUCCCACUGGAGCCUGUCAACUUCCCAAGCCACUUCCUCCUGAGGUGGUGCCAAGGCGCAGAAGGGGCAACCCUGGACAUCUUUGACUACAUCUACAUAGAUGCUUUUGGGAAGGGCAAGCAGCUCACAGUGAAGGAAUGUGAGUACUUGAUUGGCCAGCAUGUGACGGCGGCAUUAUAUGGCGUGGUGAACGUGAAGAAAGUGCUGCAGCGGAUGGUGGGCAACCUGUUGAGCCUGGGCAAGAGGGAAGGCAUUGACCAGUCCUACCAGCUCCUCAGAGACUCUUUGGACCUGUACCUGGCAAUGUACCCGGACCAGGUGCAGCUCCUGCUCCUCCAGGCCAGACUCUACUUCCACCUGGGCAUCUGGCCAGAGAAGUCUUUCUGUCUUGUCUUGAAGGUGCUUGACAUCCUCCAGCACAUCCAGACCCUCGACCCCGGGCAGCACGGGGCGGUGGGCUACCUAGUGCAGCACACACUAGAGCACAUUGAGCGCAAGAAGGAGGAGGUAGGCGUGGAGGUGAAGCUGCGCUCUGAGGAGAAGCACAGAGAUGUCUGCUACUCCAUCGGGCUCGUUAUGAAGCAUAAGAGAUAUGGCUACAACUGUGUGAUCUAUGGCUGGGACCCCACCUGCAUGAUGGGGCACGAGUGGAUUCGCAACAUGAAUGUGCACAGCCUGCCUCAUGGCCACCAUCAGCCCUUCUACAAUGUUCUGGUGGAGGAUGGCUCCUGCAGAUAUGCAGCCCAAGAGAACCUGGAGUACAACGUGGAGCCUCAGGAGAUCUCCCACCCGGACGUGGGGCGCUACUUCUCAGAGUUCACAGGCACGCACUACAUCCCAAACGCAGAGCUGGAGAUCCGGUACCCCGAGGACCUGGAGUUUGUGUACGAGACGGUGCAGAACAUUUACAGUGCAAAGGAGGACACGGCCGAGUAGACUCAGGACAUUGCACCUCUGCUGCUGCUGCCGCCUUCUAGGGGAAGGAUUCCUGAAGGACUAGCCGGUCCCCUUGGAGCCAGCACAGGACAGCCACUUCACCAGCAGCCUUGGCUGCCUCCCCAGUUUAGAUGGCGUGUGCUCCUCCGGCCACAGAGACAGCGCUGCUCUCCGCUACACUAGUGAAUCAGUUGAAAGGCACCGUGUCCGGUGGCAUGGCUUGUCUGCUUGUCCCGUGGUGACAGUGCGUGACAUUCUGUCCUCAUGAGGUCUCACCGUCCACACGUUGUUCUUUUGUUCCCCCACCACCACCCUGUCUCCAUUCACACUGUGGCAGCGUUUCUCCAGCUGGACACGUGAGGUCAACAUUUCCUGCUCUCUCUGGAGCUUGGGCGCCCCAGUCAGGGCCACCUGCCCCUUUGCCUUGGGUUUGCUUGGAUUCAGAUGAAGGCAUGGAGAUGGGACUCAAACGAGUAGAAUUAAUUUUUUGCUAAUACAUGAAACACAUAUUUUAA
Messenger RNA from Arvicola amphibius (Eurasian water vole), 2446 nucleotides. It is a transcript of the gene Fbxo21, whose product is annotated as F-box protein 21. The transcript has 12 exons. The record is from RefSeq and is a predicted model, not a curated record. Gene Ontology annotation, molecular function: DNA binding; protein binding. Lineage: Eukaryota; Metazoa; Chordata; Mammalia; Rodentia; Cricetidae. Bases 48 to 1931 code for a protein of 627 amino acids.